AUGGAACAGCCAGAAUCGAAUCCAACUUUUUGUACAAAUAAUUGUGGGUUUUAUGGUUCAUCACAGUUUGAAGGAAUGUGUUCAAAAUGUUAUCGUGACCAUGUCAGUCGUUCAUUAACUGCUGGACGAACGAAUUCAUGUAAUAGCUAUUAUGCUUCUUCCAAUACGCCUGUGACAUCAUCAUCUCAAACGCUACUCUCAAACACAUCUAACAAUGAUUUACAACAAAUGAGAGAUGAUCAAGAUGAAGUUCUUGGUCGUAUGGAUGAAGAUAAUGAUCUUCCUCCAAUAAAUUCAACAGUGAAUAAAAUGGAUGAUGAUAACAGUGAAUCACCUUUGGCACUUGACGAACAAUCACCAACAACAAAACAAGAUAAUGAACAAACUAUUGAUGAAUCAUCUACUAGUCUUCUUACUCGUGUCGUAUCUGCUCCCACAAUGCCAAUUGUUAUUUCAAGAAAUAUUGAUAUACCUGCUAAGAAUGAUUCAAAUAUUUCACUUUCAGUUAUGGAAACUAGUUCACUAGGAGCUGAAUCAAUAUCUCCAUUGACCGCAUCCAGUGUUGAUAAAAAACAACGUAGUCGAUGUACAUGGCCAACAUGUAAUAAAAGACUUGGAUUAACGGGCUUCGAUUGUCGUUGCGGAGGACAAUUCUGUCCACUACAUCGUUAUGCAAAUGAACACAAUUGCACAUUUGAUUAUAAAGAACAUGGUCAAAAUGAAAUUCGUAAAAAUAUGCCUGUUGUACAAGCAGAACGUGUCCGAAGAAUUUAA
Adineta steineri is the source of this 774-nucleotide messenger RNA. NCBI's taxonomy places the organism in Eukaryota, Metazoa, Rotifera, Eurotatoria, Adinetida, Adinetidae. The record is from the annotation of a GenBank genome assembly.